CAGCCGAGAAGUGGAAGCGAGGGAGAGGCAAGGAUUCAUUUCGAAAAUUGAUCUAGCUAUAUUUUUGUUAUUUGUUACACAGAGGGUUUAAUAUAUACGAGUCCUGGAGGUGUGAAAAGAGGCCAUGUCGGUGAAUAUGGACGAACUCAGGCAUCAAGUGAUGAUUAACCAGUUUGUUUUGACUGCUGGUUGUGCCGCUGACCAGGCAAAGCAACUCCUUCAGGCGGCGCACUGGCAGUUCGAGACUGCCCUAAGCGCUUUUUUCCAGGAGGCUAACAUCCCCAGUCACCACCACCAGAUGAUGUGCACUCCACGCAACACGCCAGCCACGCCACCUAACUUCCCUGACGCCAUCACCAUGUUCUCCAAGCUGCGUGCGUCGGAGUGUUCCAGCGGUGGUGCACCUGCCCAGGCCCCUGUGGCCUGCUCUUCUCCCCCCACCUCCACGCCCACCUUCGACUACUUCUGGGCCUCAUCACCACCCAGCCACCAGCCCGCUUGGUUGCCCCCCUCCUCGCCCACGGGCCACCACACACACCUCCAUCACCACCACCACCACCACCACCACCACCAUAUGCAUCAGGCACCCAUGUGGCCACCCGUUUCUCAGCCCACCGGAGCCCAGCAGACGCCUGUCAUUUCAGCCCUGCAUGGCCAGAGAUGAGACUCUAAUUAUUAUGGGGCAUGGGAGGUAAAUGGCUUUGGUGGGGGAAGGGGAGGGAGUGAAGGAGGUUUUGGAAUGGGGCAGAGUUAAGAAGAGCUGAAAAGGAUGUGUUUAAUGAGGAUGUAAAAAAGGCAGUGGAUGGCCAUGGGGAAAAGACAAGGUACUGCGAUUCCCCCUAAAAGAAAUGAACAAUCUUUCUUCUAUCAGAAAUCAUCUGGGAGUUUUUUUGUUUUGUUUUGUUUUUUUCUUCGAUUUCUUAAUUGUUUAUGUAAUAACUGUAAAAGCCUAGGAAGAACCACUAUAAAAUAAAUCAAGGAAAUGUAAACCAUUUGGGGGGGGGGGGGGGGUGCGCAACAGCAGCAAAGGAACCUUGGAAAUGCAGUUUUGUUUUAUUUCAUGCCAUGGAGACAUCUGAGGAGCGGGAGAAAGGAAGAAUGUGUUUCAGGCUGCUGUCUUUCUCCUCUGUAGCACUGCAUCAACAAGCACUCAUACUAAAGGCUGCAAAACAUUUAAGAGUAAAACAGUUAUGACUGGUCAUGAUGUUCUACAAGACUUCUAGCGGUCUGAUUGAGAGCAAAUAUGCAAUACCAGUUCUUCAGGCAUGGUGGAAAUAGGGACACUACCUUUUUUCCCUCUGUCAAUAAACCGAAGCCUAACAGUGGAUGUUCAGUCUAAGCAAGGAUGGGAGAUCUGGAUUUGUAAGUGAUUAAGUGAAUGUUGUAUACAAUCUGCAAUAAUUUUGAAAAAAAAAUGGGCUGUUAUUAGGCAUCAGAGUCCUGGUGUCUCAGGGACUCAUAGUUUUCAUAUGGUUGUUUUAGAAUGUUGGAAUGUAGGAUUUGAAUGCAAAUCCUCUUUGCUGAUGCCUUUUUCCCCAAAAAUAAUGAUGGCUGGUUAUGUCAUAAAACUGUGUGUGUGUGUGUGUGUGUGUGUGUGUGUGUGUGUGUGUGUGUGUGUGUGUGUGUGUGU
This is a messenger RNA of Electrophorus electricus (electric eel), 1630 nucleotides long. It is a transcript of the gene ubald2, whose product is annotated as UBA-like domain containing 2. Gene Ontology annotation, molecular function: protein binding. Lineage: Eukaryota; Metazoa; Chordata; Actinopteri; Gymnotiformes; Gymnotidae. The record is from RefSeq and is a predicted model, not a curated record.